Messenger RNA from Nicotiana tabacum (common tobacco), 1864 nucleotides. Its product is annotated as transcription factor TGA2.2-like. Gene Ontology annotation, molecular function: sequence-specific DNA binding; DNA-binding transcription factor activity. NCBI's taxonomy places the organism in Eukaryota, Viridiplantae, Streptophyta, Magnoliopsida, Solanales, Solanaceae. Gene Ontology annotation, biological process: DNA-templated transcription; regulation of DNA-templated transcription. The record is from RefSeq and is a predicted model, not a curated record.
GAAGAAUCCACUCAGACCAAAAAAAGUCAAAUUGGCUUUGUAAGAGAGAGAGAGAGAGAGAGAGCUGACAAAGCAGUGAACGUCACACCAACUCAUCAAUAUCCCCAUUUUUGUUUGUUGUUUUGCUGAAUAAAAACUUCAAUUGAUUUCACCGAUUUACUGAACUCUGAAGAAAAAGGAGAAGAAGAAACCAGAAGCAAAAGAAUAAGGGUUGCAAAAACAACAACAGAAGUAAAACACCGAAUUUUUUCCCUCCAACUUUGGUUUUUUGUUAAAGUCAUUCGUUUAUUAAACUAGAGAGUCAAUCUAAGUUCCCAGUGAUCAUCUGCAAAGUUGGUAACACUUCAUGAUGGCAGAUAUCAGUCCUAGCACAUCAACAGAUGCUGAUACAGAUGAUAAAAACUUGAGGUUUCUAAACUCUCAACCAGUGGCCAGUGUGACUUCUGAUGGAAGUGACAAACCAAGAGAUCAAAAGACGCUUCGCAGGCUUGCUCAGAAUCGUGAAGCUGCACGAAAGAGUCGUCUAAGGAAAAAGGCAUAUGUUCAACAGUUAGAGAGUAGUAGAAUGAAGCUGACACAGCUAGAGCAGGAGCUUCAGCGAGCUCGGCAACAGGGCAUAUUUAUUUCAAGUUCAGGAGAUCAAUCACAGUCAAAGACUGGAAAUGGAGCUUUGGCGUUUGAUGUAGAAUAUGCACGAUGGCUGGAAGAGCACAACCGGCGUAUUACUGAGCUUAGGGGAGCUGUAAGUUCUCAUGCUGGUGAUGGCGAACUGCGUAUAAUCGUGGAUGGCAUCUUGGCGCACUAUGAUGACAUAUUCAGGAUUAAAGGUGAUGCUGCAAAGGCUGAUGUUUUUCAUAUAUUGUCAGGCAUGUGGAAAACUCCUGCAGAAAGAUGCUUCUUGUGGUUGGGUGGAUUCCGUUCAUCAGAACUUCUCAAGCUUCUCAUUAAUCAGUUAGAGCCUUUAACUGAACAACAGCUGUUAGCAAUCAACAACUUGCAAGAGUCAUCGCAACAGGCAGAAGAUGCUUUAUCCCAGGGAAUGGAGGCAUUACAACAGUCAUUGGCUGAGACCUUGGCAGGGUCUCUUGGACCUUCAGGCUCCUCGGGGAAUGUUGCCAAUUACAUGGGUCAAAUGGCGAUGGCAAUGGGGAAGCUGGGAACACUUGAGGGCUUCAUUCGCCAGGCUGAUAACCUACGACAACAGACACUGCAGCAAAUGCAUCGCGUAUUGACAACUCGCCAAUCAGCUCGUGCUCUUCUUGCCAUCAGUGAUUAUUUUUCUCGACUUCGAGCACUUAGCUCCCUCUGGCUUGCCCGUCCCAGGGAGUAACAAGAACCAACUUUCUUCUAAUACUGUUCUGAAAGAUUCUUGGUGACAUUUGUAAAUGAGAACCUCUUUCUGAAAAGCUGCUGGCUUCAAAGGAUUUCCACGGUGGCGGGCCGUUACCAAUCCCAGCUUAGAUUUUGUUGCACUAUUUCCGGUCCGUGUUCGAAGGGGAGCCCUGGCGUAACUGGUAAAGUUGUUGUCAUGUGACCAUGAGGUCACGGGUUCGAGCCGUGGAAACAACCUCUUGCAAAAGUGCAGAAUAAGGCUGCGUACGAUAGAUCUUUGUGGUCCGGCCUUUCCCCGAACCCCGCGCAUAGCUGGAGCUUAGUACACCGGGCUGCCCCCUUUUUUUUUUUUAAAAAAAAAUUUCCAGUCCAUGUUCGUUUGUUGUAAUGGUAACUUCAUUUCUAGAGUUCUUCAAGCAUGUUAUAGUUUUCACAAUAAUUUGGAUAGAUGUAAAUGAGAUCAUUUAGGAGUAAUGUAUCUUAGCAUAUUUUACAGUUAAAGGAAAUAGGCAGUGGCUGACUGACUCUCCAA